UGAUCCCCGCCUGCUCUCCUCUUCUUCUCCCGUGAUGAUGCUGCAGAGAAGCAGACGGACAGUGGAGACAUGAGCCCAUCCGUCACACGUCCAUGGAGUCUUCAUUCAAUGCUGUAGAGCUCCAGGAGCUGCGGAGCGGAGGAGGCCAGCGGGGCGUUGCACCAACAACCACCUCAGUGCCAUGGACUAACGCUGUGGGCAGCGCCGCCCAGGGCUUUGAGAACGCCUCCUACCAACAGGACGAAGAGCAACACCACCAACAGGAGGCGACGGUGUCCUCCAACGGUGCACCUUCACCACCAGGCCUCAGUAAGCCACCUCCAGGCUUCUUCAGCGGCCUCACUAAUGUUUCUGCUGGAUCUUCUGUCUGGUCACCCUCUGAUGCCAACGGGCCUGAGUGCCAGGAGCUGUCCCCUCGCUCGUACCAUGAGGAGGACGGCGUGGGCGUCUCCCCUCCUCAGGACGACGGUGCGGACUCGUCCCACUUCCACCCGGCCGACAGCCCCUCUGCAGACUACGGCUUCAUCUUGGCGCUGGUCUUCCUGGUGACGGGGAUCGUCCUGGUGGUCAUCGCCUACACCAUCCCCCGAGAAGCCAAAGUGGACCCGGACGCAGUGUCUGCGCGGCAGAUGGAGAAGCUGGAGCUGUACUACGCCCAGCUGGGCUCCCACCUGGACAAGUGCAUCAUCGCGGGCCUGGGCCUGCUGACGCUGGGGGGGAUGUUCCUGUCGGUGCUGCUCAUGGUGUCCAUCUGCCGGGGCGAGAUGUACCGGCGCAGGGCGGCCUUCGUCCGACCCAAGAGGACUUACGGCUCCAUCAACCUGAGGAUGAAGCAGCUGGCCACGGGGGAGGCGGUCAUGGGGGAGGGGGGGGACGGAGGGGAGGAGUUUCUGGUGGAACGUACGGAGAUCCGGAAUAAUCUACAGCCGGGACCCAGCAAGGACUGCAGACCCGAACCAGGGGCCAGGGGGCCUCCUGCCGGGGCCCCCCCCUCCCCCUCCUGUCCACUGGGACAUGGGGUCAACUAGCUGCAGGUUCAUCCG
This is a messenger RNA of Sphaeramia orbicularis (orbiculate cardinalfish), 1043 nucleotides long. RefSeq names its product transmembrane protein 74B (gene tmem74b). The record is from RefSeq and is a predicted model, not a curated record. NCBI's taxonomy places the organism in Eukaryota, Metazoa, Chordata, Actinopteri, Kurtiformes, Apogonidae. The coding region runs from base 93 to 1028 and encodes 311 amino acids. The transcript has 4 exons.